Messenger RNA from Aplysia californica (California sea hare), 7168 nucleotides. RefSeq lists its product as uncharacterized. The transcript has 21 exons. The coding region runs from base 45 to 6644 and encodes 2199 amino acids. The record is from RefSeq and is a predicted model, not a curated record. Gene Ontology annotation, biological process: double-strand break repair via homologous recombination; regulation of DNA-templated transcription. Lineage: Eukaryota; Metazoa; Mollusca; Gastropoda; Aplysiida; Aplysiidae.
UAAAAAGUAAACCCAGAGAAACUGAGAAUCAGGAACAAAAUGAAAUGAACCAAAGUGACUUCACCAUCAACGACAAGGAUAAAAAUUCUCCCGCUUCGCCGUUGAUGAAAUGUUUCACUACGGCUUCUCUUUCGGAGUGCACUAACGGACGGUUAAGUAGUGAGAAAGAUGCGAAAAGUUCAGAUGCUUCUUGUAAGAGAGGAAUCGGUGACUCUGGUGAUGCUACCUUUGAUGGCUCCCCUCAGAGAGUCUCUGCUGGCACAGUUGAUGGAGAAGCGACUCAUUCUGUCUUUUCGAAACCAUCCGGCUUUACCACAGGGAGAGGGGCUCCCAUUUCAAGGACAGAGGAGAGUACAGAGAUGGCUCAGCAGGUUAUGAUGGAAUGCCAGGAAGAUAGAGACCCUGAUGCUUGUGACGGUCGUGUUGGGAAUGCCACAUACAGCGAGAACAGGACAUUUUCCAGUGGACAGUGUGGGAAUGGUAAGGACGAUCGUCUUCCCAAAGCUCCCAGUGCUGGUUCAGUGGCUGGGAACUGUGCGGAUACUUUUGGGUUCCAGACAGCCGGUGGUCGUGCGAUUUCUCUGAGUGCAACGGCACAGCAGAAGGCCAGGCUAUUGUGGGAGUCUGUAAGAAAUGAAACCGACUGUGGUGAACAAGCAGAUAAAAUCCCACCAAAAGUCCCUCCAAAAGAAAUUGUUCCCGGCAGUACUCGCCUGGCAGAGAAACCGCCGCUCAGCAGCACGGUGAAGCCGCCAGGAGGAACAAAGCCGGUGAACAAUGUUUGCGAAAACACAAAGAGUAAUGCUAGUAAGCCUAAAUUUGACAAAAGUUACAAAGGUUUCAGACCCUUCAAGCCCCCAAAACUUAAACAGAAAACUGUCGCGACGUCCAGAGAUCAGACGGGCCGUGUUUUGAAUCAGUCUUGUGGUACAAAACAGACAAACAACAGCGCCAGAGUUGCAGCUCUGGAGCAGAUACUAAAACAGUGUGAUGAUAUCAUGGACACGAAUAAUGACGCGAGCGGCAGCCGCAGUGCAGGAGAGAGUAAGGAGGAAUUUCGUCCUUUCACUGGCUUACAACAAUGUUCGAACCCAGGUCCUCAAGCCUCACUACUCCCCUCCCUCUCAACGGGAGCAGAGAAGUCUGGAGAGACAAUAGCACACCAGGAAACAUCGAAAAGCAAUUUUACCCUAGGGUUCAGAAAAGCUGGGGGAGCAGAUGUUACAGUGUCUAGACAAGCUUUGAGAAAAGCUGAGAUGUCGCACUCGGAGGAUGGUGGUGAUUUAUCGAGCAGAGACGCAGCCUCAAUGUCUGUGGCACUCAAUACUUCUGGAGAACCGCAAGCUGAUGCGACUUUGAAAGAACCACCCAUGGUCGGCUUUAUGACAGCCUCCAGGAAAAAUGUUGAGGUUUCAGACAAGGCAAUGAGUCGCGCCAAGUCCGUGUGGAUAGAAGUGCAGCAGGCAGAGAGGGAAGUGUCUACAGCGAGGCCAAUGUCAGGAUUUGUCACUGCGGCAGGGAAGGAAGUUAAAGUUUCCGAGGAAGGGAUGACUCGAGCUAAAUCUUUGUGGACGGAAGAUCAAAAUAAUGCUCCGGAGAGUGAUGAGGUGCUUCGUGAUGCGUCGGGACUCUCGUUACCCACUUGCGGUUCUGGACUUGGCCACGACAGUGCUCUCACUGGUUUCACAAAAUCUGGAGAAGUUCACUCAUUACAGGUGUCAAAAGCGGUACUGCCAAGCUUCACGACCGCAGGUGGGAACGAUAUCCAGGUGUCGGCAGAAGUUAUGACUCACAGUGAGUCCUUGUGGACAGACGGACAGCUGGGAGAACCGGAGAUUUCUAAAGGGAAACAAUCCAUGGCAGGUUUCAUCACUGCUGCUGGUAAAGGCGUUCAAGUCUCGGCACAAGCAUUAAGUCGGGCUGAGACUUUAUGGGCUGAGGAUAAAGACAUGAGCGGAACAACCCGAGGACAGACGGGAGAGGCAUUGAAAGAUGGAGCUGUUCCAGGUUUCAUGACUGCAGCCGGUAAAAGUGUGGGGGUGUCUGAAAAAGCCUUCAGGCACGCCAAGUCUUUGUGGAGUGAUGGAAUGCAGGGAGAAGAAGAAGGUUCCAAAGGAAAACCUGUGUCAGGAUUCAUGACGGCUGCUGGGAAAAAUGUUCAGGCUUCGGAAGAUGCAAUGGCUCAUGCCAAGUCUUGGUGGAAUGACGGUCAAAGUGAGAUGCUUCAAGCGGCAUCAGAUCGUUCAUCACCCGUGAAAGGUUCUGAACCCGAGCCAAAGGACACUUUUUCUGAUGUCACAGAGUAUUCUAAACACGAGGCGGAAGCGCCGAACUCAAAACCUAUGUCAGGCUUCACAACGGCAGCAGGUAGACAAGUCCGAGUAUCGGAUGACGCGAUGGCUCAAGCCAAGUCCCUCUGGACAAACGAUCAACGAGCUCAAAGUGGUGGGGAGUGUGGUGAGAUGCUUCAGGGGGAAGCCAACUUCUCCGGACCAGUCAGUGGUUUGAGAUCUGCUUCUUCAAAAGGCGUGUUUGCUGGUUUUACUACGGCGGGCGGGGCUGCCAUGAAGGUGUCGGAGAAAGGCUUACAACAUGCCCGUUCUUUGUGGCAUGAGGAGGGUGCUAGCUUUGAACAUGAGGGAACCGCUGUUGGUGAACAAAGAACCGAAAGUUUGAAGCAGCCCACAGCUCAUACCAAUGAUGGACAAGUUACUCAAAAGAAAAAUGAAAAGCUGACAGGUACAUCAAAGAAAAAUGAUAGUAAGACUUCUUAUACCUCUCCAGCUGUCAGUCCAUCUGGUUUUCAAACUGCAGGCGGGGCUAAUGUUCCUGUAUCGGACAAAUCUAUGAAAGAUGCUGAAAAAUUAUGGUUGGCAGAACAGAGUGAUCACGACCUGGCUGAUGUAGAAGAAGCCGCUUUAUCUGGUCAACUUUGUGAUCUGCUGGACGGUUCUGAUGCCGAUCGCACAGGGAUGAAUCGUGCUGCGCCUAACGCGAGAGCGGGGGAGCCUGCGGGGUUCUCAACUGGCAAGGGAAGGAGUGUGGUUCUGUCAAAGUCAGCGCUGAGAGCUGCCCAAAGUCUUCUGAGUUGUGAGCAAGAGGAUGUUGGGCCAGGCUCAUUGUUGGCUGUACCGCCGGACGACCGCCUCCAAGACGACAGAAGUGACUGCUCUACUGACUCUACCGACAGGAGAAUUGGAAAGAAACUCCUCGCUCCUCAGAGGCCAAAGAACGAAGAAUUUCAUUGUGACAGGAGAGACUUCAAAAGGAGGCGGCUGCAACCCGUUCUGACCGGCGAAAGUCCUGAAGCAAGUGAAAGGGAUCCCCUGGCAUCCAAGCUUGAGAGUGGACAUGUAGAUGCCGUGAAGGGAAAGACGACGUCCACUUUCAAGCCACCGUACAAAAGUACCGCCCACACCCUCAGCUCCACAUCCACUUUGGCACGUCCUCAUCCUCAGUCCCCUCGGACGUCAGGAUCUUCCUCGGGGUUCAUCGCUCCCAGAUCGAGACAAAGCCGUCCCGUAGACAGUUCUGACACCUCCACCUCCUCCAAGUCGUACAUUUUCUUCUCUAAAAGAGGCAGAGGAGGAGGAGGGGGAGGAAGAAGAGGAGAGAUAACAGAUGCUGGGCAGACAAAUUCUGCUACUGCUGCCGCAGACACCGAGAAUUCUGCGUCUGAACGGAACUCAGAAAUACCCAACUGUAGCGUUGCUCCUUCUGUCGUGGACGAGUCUCUGUUUGACAUGAAUGACGAGGAGGAGAACAGAUUGCUUUGUCGAGAGAUGGAUAACUUAUCGGAGGUGAUGGAACAGCCGGCAGAAUCAAACCCCGCUGUGGCUCUCAGUUGUGGGCCGCCAUCGAGUCCUAAAUUAGAAAACGCUAAAUUACAAAGUGACGACUCAAAAAAAUCGGAAGAACGCGAGGGGAGAGCAAAGUCUGUUGUACAUCAACCGAGCUCUGUGAGGGGAAGUAAUAACGCUACUAAUGAAGAGGCGACUGCCGGUUGUGCGACUAUUUCUGCCGGUGUGAAAACCCAAAGUGCCAGGGCGAUGUUGCCCGCGGAUGUUCUCGACGAAGCUCGCAUGAGGCAGGACAAGUUGUGCAGGGUAAAACUGCGGAAAAAGAUUCAGCCUCGGAAAGGUCGGUGGCUGGAAGAAAGGUCGAAGAAUGGAGGUUCAAGGUCAUAUCAGGAGUCCGGUCUGGCUCCUCUGUGGGAUCUGAGUAGAAAAGAGCUGCUACAUUUGGGCGUGUCAGAGUCCACGCUGGGCGUCAGCAGCUGCAGCGCGGCUCUGUUCCGGUUGGACCUGCGUCGUCACUACCCCGGCCUGGGAGGUAGCGUGUUGCUAGGAGACGGGGCGCUCCUGGUGCCGGACGCUCACGGGUUCGCCGGCUGGGAGGAGUUCCACAGUGCCCUGCUGACUCUGGAUAGUGUAGAUCCCAAACUGAUGGACAAAUCGUGGACAGAGAACCACUACCGCUGGAUUGUGUGGAAGCUGGCCGCCUCGGAAGUUUCUUUCCCUCACCACCUGGCCGGCAGGAGUCUGAGCCCGGAGAAUGUCAUGUACCAGCUCAAGUACAGAUACGACAGAGAGGUUGACCUUUGCCAGAGGAGUGCGCUGAGAAAGAUCCUGGAGCGAGACGACGCGGCUGGCAAGAGGAUGGUGCUGUGUGUGAGCUCCGUGAAGAAGGAGUCGAAUGGCCAGCUGUCUGUGGAAGUGACCGAUGGCUGGUACUGUCUCAGGGCCCAGGUGGACGGUGUACUCAAUGACCUCUUGACCAGGGGGAGACUGCAGGCCGGGGACAAGAUAGUGACCAGCGGCGCCGAGAUAGUCGGAGCUCAGGAUGCUUGCAGUCCUCUGGAGGUAAAAGAGGGCACUGCCCUGAAGCUGAGCGGCAACUCGACCCGGCCUGCGCCGUGGUGCGCCAAGUUGGGGUUCUGCUCGACACCGGCGGCUCUGUGCGUCCCCCUGAGUUCUCUCUCCCCUCACGGAGACACGGUGGGAUGUGUGGAUGUAGUGCUCACCCGCAAGUAUCCUGUCAUGUACAUGGAAAAACUUGGGGACGGGAGCCACGUGUUCCGCUCGGAGGAGGAAGAGGGUCGGGCGUUGAGAGCGUUUGAGGAACGGAGACAAGAGCAGGCGGAGAAAGUCAUGGCCAAGUUACAGGCUGAGAUGGAUGCGGAGGAUGCAGCUGACAGGGUUCGCGGUCGGAGACAUCGUCGUGUGACUCGCAAGGAAGUGGAAGAUUUGUGGUCGGGUCAGGACAUCGCAGAGGCUGUGGAGAGAGCUCUCAACCCAGAGGAGGUGCAGCAAUCUCUGAGUGCCAGCCAGCUGAGUCGGCUAGAGGAGUACACGCGGAGCCAGAUGGAGAGAAAGCAGCAGGAGAUGAAUAGAAAACUGCAGGAUGCCAUGGCAGAGAAGGCUGUUGAUACGAGACACGUUACCCCGGUGCAGAAGUUUCGAGUUGCUGGAUGUUGUUCCAGGGACAUUGACGCUAAAGCUCGUUGCCUGGUCACAGUAUGGCGUCCGGGGGCCGAGUGGUCGGAGAUGUGCGAGGGUGGCCGGUACCGGCUGUUUCACCUGGCGGCUUCCGCAAGCAGGGGAGCUAAUAAGCAGUGUCGAGUGUCGUUGACUGCCUCGCGACAGACGCGUGUCCAGCCCAGACCCAUCAGCGAAAACUUGUGUGACCUCAUUUAUGAGCCAAGAGAGGCGUGGCUGGUGAAGGAUCUAGAGCGGACUCAGCCAAUGGGUGGAGAGUUCGAUUUUGUCGGCGCUCUCGUCCGUCUGGUACAACCUGCCAGACCGUCCCACCCCUUUGUGCUGUACCUCUGCGACAGCGAGAAAGAUUUCCUGUGUGUCAAGAUAUGGCAUCCCACCCAGCACCAGGUCAACGCGUGGAAAGAGAAGCCGUGUCUUGUGGUGUGUAACCUCACACUGACCAAUCAGACGUAUCGGGGCUCCGGGUCCACCCUGGUCACAGCCGAGGCGAGGUCAGAGUUCACGACCUUCACCAGUUCGGGUCAUACGAGCCAGUACAGAGGCACUUUCUCGGAGAUGACAAACAUGAGGAAGUCUCGUAAUUUCUUUCAAGACGCGAAUGAUAGGUUGGAUCAGCGUCUCUCGUCGUCCGCCCCUUCAACCAGGUCAAGUUCUACCCAGGAAGAACAUCACCAACAGGAUUGUAGCGAGGACUUCCCUCCUGACGUCCUGGAGAAGGUCUUCGGCCCCAUGAGCCAAGGAGACGGUUUCCCAACAGCUGGAGCGUCGGCGGCCGGAACCGAACGACGACAGACGCGUGACCUUGACGCAAACUCUGACUUGACUCGCGGGAGACUGGCUGGUGUCAAGAGAGGUCACAGCAACGACAACGUUUCACAAAUCUCGACAAAGCGGAAAAGUUCUUCUUCGACCCCAGAUCUUUCUGCAAAUAAUCUAGAAGGAAAGAGUCCGAGUACGUCUGCUGUGUGCGAGGAGGACGACCAGAGUGGAGAGUCGGAAGUGCUGAAGAAACGCAAGCGGUUGUUGAGAGAGAAAAUGCGUAAGUUGAUGGCAUAUGACAAGCCUUCCCCCCUGUCCACUUUGCCCAACGGAGGGUCGCCAGCCAGCGGCAAAGAAUUCAAAUCUCCAUUUCCAAAAAAGUCCUGACCGAACUACAAUACCGUGCCUUGUUUAUCGUGAAUCUUUAACACUGCCAUCAAAAGGCUCAUAUAUAAUUUUUAAAAUCUUGCCAUCAAAGGCAAAGGCAUUUUGGAGAAAAUCCAAAGAAACUGGGUGGUAGACAUCGCCGAUCGGUGAGAUGAGGCGGCAAGGUGAUAAAGGGCUUGUUUAGACAUGUCAGAUAUUGCUAUGGAAGAUGUAGUUGUCUCUUGUAAUGUGAAUGUACAAUGACUGGUCCGUUGAUGAUAGUCAGUGGUUGGAGGGCAUCAUUGGUAGAUCCUACUUCUUUUCUUUUCCUCUGUAGUUUCUGUCUGAAGAAUUUUUAUUUGAAAAAAACCAAAAACAAUAAAAUAAAAAAACAACCCCACAUGGAGUGUUUAUGUCACCAGCCUGUUCUGGUGAUCUCCUACAGGUAAAAUCCUGGUGAGGCCAAGCUGAGUCCGUUUGUGCCACUGACUGUAGUGUCUUUAGGCCAUUCCCAAAGGGGGGACAUUUCUCGUUCAUGCACAGUA